AUGCACCUUCUUAGUACGGCACAGGCGAGUCUUAAAGCAGCACGGCAAGAUGCCAAGGCCGGGAUGAUUUCACAGCGGGCGGGCAGCCUCAAACUGGCCCCGAGUCCAGUGAAUUUGAAGUGGGCCGGCCACAACUACAACAACUGCCUGUCUGCAAGCCAUAUUUUGCUGGAGAAAUCGGUCGUCCUCGCUACGAGAUACAAGAAAUACCAGAGCCAUCUAUUACAAGAAGAUCUAUUUGCCGUCAUCGCCAUGGAAUAG
Messenger RNA from Exophiala oligosperma, 261 nucleotides. RefSeq lists its product as uncharacterized. The transcript has a single exon. The record is from RefSeq and is a predicted model, not a curated record. Lineage: Eukaryota; Fungi; Ascomycota; Eurotiomycetes; Chaetothyriales; Herpotrichiellaceae. Bases 1 to 261 code for a protein of 86 amino acids.